Messenger RNA from Drosophila willistoni, 849 nucleotides. RefSeq names its product 23 kDa integral membrane protein. The coding region runs from base 108 to 803 and encodes 231 amino acids. Gene Ontology annotation, cellular component: membrane. Lineage: Eukaryota; Metazoa; Arthropoda; Insecta; Diptera; Drosophilidae. The record is from RefSeq and is a predicted model, not a curated record. The transcript is spliced from 3 exons.
CGCGUGAACGUGAUAAAACAAAAACAACUCUGAUAUUUUUUGGAUAACAUAUUAUUGGAUAUAUCCUUCUUAUUGGAAUACUUAGGACGAAAAAAAACGGCAAAAAGAUGAAUUGUCUAGCGGGUAUAGUCAAUUUUAUUCUCUAUGUGGUCAAUGUCGUGUUUUUGGUGGUUGGCAUCUUACUCAUUGUAUUGGGAUCGAUAAUGCUAUCGCAUAUCAAUCAGUUUACUGGAAUAGCUUCCCUAGUUGAUACAAAUACCAUACCAGUAUGCAUUACCGUAUUGGGUGUCCUGAUCUUUAUUAUAUCCUUCUUUGGUUGCUGCGGUAUUUUCAAGCAAAGCACCUGCAUGACAGGAACGUACGCCACGAUGAUCUUCAUUUUGUUUAUAUUGGAAUUGGUGCUAACCUGUUGGGUAUUUGUGAAUCGUUCGGCCUUUGUUAAGGAUAUGACUGCUCUGGUCAAUACAGUUUGGGAUGAGAAUACAGCGGCGAAUGACUAUCCCAUGGGUGUACUUGAAUUGGCCUUCAACUGUUGCGGUGAUAACAGCUAUCAUGACUAUGGAACUCAAACUAUUCCCGGAACUUGUUGUGGCAAUACCAAUCGUACUGCCGCCUGUUCGUAUGAUGUUUAUGCAUACAAGCAAGGAUGUAGUGAAAAAAUGGCAGAAUUUUGGGAAGAUAAUACCAAUAUAAUACGGUGGUCGGGCUUGGGUAUAUGUAUAUUCGAGUUGAUUGUCUUUUUGUUGGCUGGUGCUUUGACAAAUUGUAUGCGCCAAUCAAAUUCUGGCAGAAAUGUUUCAUAAAUUAAACAAUUAAAUAAAUGUUAAAUCUAUUUUUAUAUAUUUAAAA